Molecule: messenger RNA, 936 nt
Organism: Chrysochloris asiatica (Cape golden mole)
Lineage: Eukaryota; Metazoa; Chordata; Mammalia; Afrosoricida; Chrysochloridae
Gene: UBASH3A
Product: ubiquitin associated and SH3 domain containing A
Exons: 6
Coding region: 1-936 (311 amino acids)
Molecular function (GO): protein binding
Source: RefSeq, a predicted model, not a curated record
AUGGCAGCGGGGGAGACGCAGCUCUAUGCCAAAGUUUCCAACAAGCUCAAGGGUCGAAGCACCUCCUCGCUCCUGGAACCUCUCUUGGCGAUGGGCUUCCCAGCCCAUACCGCGCUCAAAGCGCUGGCAGCUACUGGCAGAAAGACAGCAGAAGAGGCCUCAGAUUGGCUUCAUUAUCACUGCAAUGAUCCUUCUCUAGAUGACCCUAUCCCUCAGGAGUAUGCCCUCUUCCUCUGUCCCACGGGGUCCCUGCUGGAAAAGCUACAGGAGUUCUGGAAUGAGAGCAAACGUCAGUGUACCAAGAACAGAGCUCAUGAGAUCUUUCCUCACAUAACACUUUGUGACUUCUUCACGUGUGAAGACCAUAAAGUAGAAUGUUUGUAUGAGGCUCUGAAGAGAGCUGGGGACCAGAUCCUGGGCUCCUUCCCCACUGUGGUUCCUCUGGUUCUCCACUCUUCCAUCAGCUACCUCGGCUUCUUCAUCAAUGACAGCCCAGCAGACAUCAUCCGGGAAUUUGCCAUGAUGUUUGCCACAGAAGCAUCCACCUUAGCAGACUGCACCGUGAAAUCCUGCACCAAGCAGCUCCACCUGACAUUGGCCCACAAGUUCCACCCCCACCAUCAGAGGACACUGGAGCAGCUGGCCAGAGCCAUUCCUGCAAGCCCGGGCUGCCAAUGGACGGCUGCUCUAUACUCCCGGGACAUGCGCUUCGUACACUACCAUACCUUGAAAGUCCUAUUCCAGUAUAAACCACAGAAUGUGGAUGAGCUGAUGCUGACUCCUGGAGACUACAUCUUUGUGGACCCCACUCAGCAGGAGGAAGCCAGUGAAGGCUGGGUGAUCGGGAUCUCACAGCGGACGGGCUGCCGGGGCUUCCUACCUGAGAACUACACAGAGCAAAGCAAUGAGUCUGACACCUGGGUGAAGCACAGGUGA